AUGUUGGCUGAGAAGAACUUAGAACCAAAGGAUGUGGAGCUUUUUGAGAAAGAGAUGAAGAAAAGGAGAGCAAAGAAAACAUCCUGGCAGGUGCCUCCACAGAGAGUUGAGCCCAAGGAUGCAGCUGAAGCAACGGCGGCCGGGGCGGGCGGGUGCCCCGGGCAGAAUGCCGAGAGCGCCGUGCCGUCCGCACGGGCGGAGAAGCCUCCCCUGGAGCAGCUGUACCGGGAGGGCCCGCUGCUGGGGAGCGGCGGCUUCGGCAGCGUUUACGCCGGGACCCGGCUCGCCGACGGCGUCCCGGUGGCCAUCAAGCGAGUGUCCCGGGACCGCGUCUUGGAGUGGGCGCGGCUGCACGACGGCGCCCUUGUGCCCCUGGAGCUGGUGCUGCUCUGGAUGGCGUCGUGGCCCGGCUUCCGCGGCAUCGUGCGGCUCCUGGACUGGUUCGAGCUGCCCGACGGCUUCGCGCUGGUCAUGGAGCGUCCGGAGCGCUGUCAGGACCUCUGGCACCUGCUGCACGCGGGAGGGUUCCUGCCAGAGCCCGUGGCGCGGGCGCUGUUCCGGCAGGUGCUGGGGGCCGUGCGGCACUGCACCAGCCGCGGCGUCCUGCACCGCGACAUCAAGGCCGAGAACGUGCUCGUUGACCUGGCCACCGGCGAGGCGAAGCUCAUCGACUUCGGCUGCGGCACCAUCCUGCAGGACACGUUCUACACCCAGAUGGCCGGAACGCGGGAGUACUACCCACCGGAGUGGAUCCUCUUUGGCCGCUACCAUGGCCAGCCAGCCACCAUCUGGUCCCUGGGCAUCCUGCUCUAUCUGCUGGUGUGCAGGCACCUUCCUUUCAAAAGCAGCGAGGACAUCGUCCGGGGACAGCUCUUCUUCCCGCCCCGGGUGUCUCAAGAGUGCCAGCACCUGAUCAGGUGGUGCUUAUCCAUGGACCCUGCAGACAGGCCAUCCUUGGAUGACCUUUUACCAUUGCCUCCCAUCCAGAAGGGCUCUCCUUCAACCAAGUCAAAUAUGAUGUCCAGAGGAGAGCGGGACAAUGGGAAAAAUGGCACUGGCUACAAGGAGGACAAUAUUAGAAACAACCGGGACCAGGAUUCAGAGGGUAAGCCAUUGCCUCCCAUCCAGAAGGGCUCUCCUUCAACCAAGUCAAAUAUGAUGUCCAGAGGAGAGCGGGACAAUGGGAAAAAUGGCACUGGCUACAAGGAGGACAAUAUUAGAAACAACCGGGACCAGGAUUCAGAGGGAAAAGCACAUAAGGUAAGCAGUGGUGGUCGAAUAAACAUCCAUAAAGUCUCUGGGCGAUAUUCAGUCUCAUAG
Molecule: messenger RNA, 1320 nt
Organism: Cinclus cinclus
Lineage: Eukaryota; Metazoa; Chordata; Aves; Passeriformes; Cinclidae
Product: serine/threonine-protein kinase pim-1-like
Exons: 9
Coding region: 1-1320 (439 amino acids)
Biological process (GO): protein autophosphorylation; regulation of mitotic cell cycle; negative regulation of apoptotic process
Cellular component (GO): cytoplasm
Molecular function (GO): protein serine/threonine kinase activity; ATP binding
Source: RefSeq, a predicted model, not a curated record